AGCUAUAAACUCGUAAGUUAUUUAUAUUUAGUACAUAAAAUAUCGUAUUUUUUUUUUGUCAGUCAACAUUGGUCGUAAGUUCUGAAUAAAAAUCAACAUACAGUAUCGUAAGUUCUACAUAAAUAACUUAAUAAAGUACCACCAUGAUCUGAUCGCACGGGAAUCUCCACCACUGACAUAAGGGUGUAAAUUGAUCGAUCGCUGAUUAUGAUUAACACACAUAAAGAUCAGUGCUGCGUGCUGCACUGAAAAAUUUGCUCUAGAUAUUCCAUCCAGGUGUAGCAAGUGUUGAGUCAGCUGUCUGGCGAAGAGAAAUCCACACUCGGGCGCUCACGUAACCUGUAGUGCUUUGAGAAACGGCGGCUUAUGUAAGCGCGUGAUGACGACUUUACGUAACCCAAACAAGAUCCCCGCGGUGUGCACAUUGUUUAGUGUGCACAUGUAUGUACUUCACAAGAACACACGACACUGUCAUUGUACCGUGUGUCAGGGAAAAUGUUUGCAGCCCUAGCUUACCUAACCAGCUUCACCCCCUCCACUCCAGAGUGCGGGCGCCCCAUUCUGGCCCCUCCUCCCUUCCGUCAGGUUCCCCGGACCUCUCCCCCGCCUGUGAGGUUACGUAGCUUGGGGAGGACGGUCGGUGGCCCGCGAGCCAACCAACCAGUGUGCAUAGAGGCGCUGGCCUGACACCUCUACUACGCUGCGGCGAGGGGUGAUCAGGAAACAUACGAGUGAAACGUGACUGCUGUGAAUGUAAAACUGGCACUUACCAGCGAGGGGACGAAAAAGUAACCUUCACUAAAACCUGUUAAGCGAAGCAAUAGAUGAGACGCGGAGACGUUUGAGAAUGCGGUCCUCUGGUAGCUACAACUGGCUGACCUUUAGUGAAACUAUAUAUAAAGAAAUAAAAAGGUUAAGUGACUGCAUGCGUGUCGCCUUUAAGUCCCUGCUAGCACAGUAAUGACGGUGUUUUGGAUUCCUUAGCUAGCAAAGCGAGGAACGAGGACAGGAACAGAUGGAUGCCAGUGUGCGGUGGUGGCGGCGGACUGACAGCGGCAGCGGUCAUGAACGCAAACCCAGAACUUAUUAAGAACCUCUCUGAGCUCUUUUGAUCCCAUCGCCUGACCUUCACCCUCUCCCAUCCUUCGUCAUGCCUCUUAACUCUGAGAAGUGGUCAAGGAAGAGGAAGAUCGACCAUGGGAGUGAGUGGAGGCCGCUGUAUAUGCAUCCCCGACCUACCGCAAGGGGAACUGCGGGCGCGGCGUGCAGCAGUGCGGUGAGGGAGGCCACAGGGAGUAGGGAGGAGGGAGCCAGUGCCUUGCACAGCAGUGGCGCCGGUGACCUCUCCUCUGUGCCAGCAGGGAGAGAUGAAGGAGAAGGAAUGGAUGAAGGCGCUUUUGGAGUGGCAGCGGGUGGUAAGCUGAGUGGAAGCAAGAUCGGCAUGAACGUUCGGAAUUCUUCAGCCCUGCUCCCCGACCCAGCCCACCUGCCUCACUACAAGCUAGUCAAGCUCUUCAAGUCGUUCCAUCUGCAGAAUUUACAACAGGACCACAGGCCGCUCAAGAUCGUGCGUGCCAGCCACCAGUACAUGUACGACAACACCAACUCUGAGUAUAUCGACUGUGUGAACUUCGUCUCCCAUGUGGGCCACUGUCACCCCUCCGUGGUGCGGGCCGCCUAUGUCACCAACAAUUUGGACGCCGUCACGCCGGGCUGGGACAUUGACUGGGGCGAGCCCACCUAUCCGCAGCAGCUGCGCCGCACCCUGCCGGAAUAUCUCGACACUUUCUUGUUCUGCAACUCAGGAUCUGAGGCGGUGGACCUGUCACUGCAGCUGUCCCAACUGUACACGGGCGGCACGGAGGCUGUGGUGACGGAUAACGCCUUCCACGGCUCCAUUGACUCUGUCCACCACCUCUCCCCCAAAGUGUUCAAGGCCAACAACAUCACCAAGGCGGACUGGGUGCACAUCAUACCCAUGCCGGACCUGUACCGGGGGGAGUACCGGCGGGAGGAUCCGGCGGCGAUCGACAAGUACCUAUCGGAGGCGCGGGAGGUGGUGCGCAAGGCGCGGCAGGCUGGGAAGAAGGUGGCGUGCUUCAUCUCGGAGCCCAUGCUGAUCAUCCCGGGCUGCAUCAUGCCGCCGCCCACGUGGCUGCAGGAGGUCUACAAGCUGGUGCGGGAGAGCGGGGGUCUGUGCAUCGCUGACGAGGUGCAGACGGGCCUGGGUCGUCUCGGGUCGCACUUCUGGUCCUUCCAAGCUCAGGAAGUCCACCCAGAUAUUGUCAUCAUUGGAAAGACGAUUGGUAACGGCUACCCCAUGGCGUCCUGUGAUAACCUCCAAGGAGAUUGCGGCGGUGCUGGGAGAUCGCGUCAAGGAGUACAGGUGUUCCCAGGUGAUGGAUGCUGUGGGGAGCGUGGUGCUGGAGGGGCUUAGGCAAGAACACCUCAUGGAAGCAGCAGCCAGGGUGGGGAACUUCCUGCUGGAGGAGCUGAUCAGGCUGCAGCACAAGCAUGAAUAUAUAGGUGAUGUACGGGGGAGAGGUCUCAUGGUGGGCAUGGAGGUGGUGUGGAGCAGACAGAGCCGCAAACCUGCACAGGAGAUAGCUGAGCAGAUUGUGAACAGGAUGAGGGAGGAGUAUGUCAUCCUGGCCAAUGAGGGGCAGGAGCGAAACAUUCUGAUGGUGAUGCCGCCAAUGUGCUUCACUCAGGAGAAUGCCGUCAGCCUCAUCCAGCGCCUUGACAAGGUCCUCUCUGAACUUCCCAAACACAGGGUCUCAAAGGAGGAGGAGAGCAGCCUUCUCUCCUACAGAAUGCUGCCAGGUAUGUGUGAGGGUCGCCUGGGCAUCAUACAACCCCAGAAGGCAGGUGAAGAGGAGGACGAUGGUGAUGGAUUCCAAAAUUCCAGGACCAACAUGAAUCUUGAGUACUCACAAAACAGUUACCAGGACCUCGACUAAUACCUCACCACCACCUUUUCUGUAGAGAUGUGCUGCGUCCUCAUCUCAACCCUGAUAACCAACUUUGCUUUACCCCCUUCCUCUCAGUGACUCAAGAUGGAGGACAGUAUUAAUGUGAAAGUGUGAACCAUGGAGUACUGACAUAACCAAGCGGUGCUCUGGUGUGUGGAAUGAUGGAAUGAUUGCUGCCUCCCUGUUGACAUAGUGAUAUCAUUCCAAGAUUUUCACUUUUGCAUGGAAGUAAAACUGGUGUAGACUAAUAUAUGUAGUGGUUGCUCGUCCCACACUCUCUCAUCUCCAUACAUCACUCCGUCCUCCCUGGAACUCUAAGGAAUUUGCUCCAGUGAUCACAUAUUUUUUAUAUGCAUUCUAUUUAUCAUCACAAGACUAAGUUCCUUUCUUGAUUUUUUUUUUCAUUACAUCUGAGGUACUCAAUGACUUAAAAAAAUAACUGGCUCAUUAAAUGCAUUAUGUUCUGGAUCUUAAGUUCCUUUGUACUAUUUUUCUUUAAUUUUAAGUAUUAGAUGAUUAUUACAAUAUUCCCUAAUGAACUUAAUUUUUUCUUGAAAUGUAUUUUGUUUUUACCAUACUUUCCUCUCUUCAGUCUCUUCAUCUCUCAUCAGUCUUCAUGUUCCAUAUACAUCUGACAAGUCUACAUCAAUGGUAUUAACUGUUACGUCGUGUGGUUUAAGAUGUUUUGAUAUUAUGGAAACAAUAAAUCCAUGAAGUGUAA
Molecule: messenger RNA, 3693 nt
Organism: Scylla paramamosain (green mud crab)
Lineage: Eukaryota; Metazoa; Arthropoda; Malacostraca; Decapoda; Portunidae
Product: 5-phosphohydroxy-L-lysine phospho-lyase-like
Exons: 13
Coding region: 1151-2437 (428 amino acids)
Molecular function (GO): pyridoxal phosphate binding; transaminase activity
Source: RefSeq, a predicted model, not a curated record